UUGGUGUCACCGGGAGGAGUUUGGGGUGUCGGGGGUGUCACCGGGGGGUUCUGGGAGUGUCACCGGGGGAUUUGGUGUUCCGGAGGUGUCACUGAGGCUUUGGGGUUUGGGGGUCACCGGGGUGUUUUGGGGGCUCGGGGCCGUGCGCGCUCCCGGUUCUGCCCUCGCGUGUGCGCGCCCUGGGGGCGGGGCCGCGGAGCCGCCCCCGCUGCGCGCUGAUUGGCCGAGGAAAGCUAUUAUGCAAAUAAUUCAACUGGGGGGUGUGGCUUAGGGCAAAGGGGCGGGGUAUAGGCCCAGUUUGUUGUUAUGGGGCGGGGCCAGGGGCGUGGCUCCCGCGGAGGGGGCGGGGCCUGCCCGGCUGCACGUGGGCGCUAUAAAUCCCCGGCCCGGGGCCCCCCCCGCAGUCGAGGCUCGGCCCCGCGCCCCCCCGAGCCCCGCAGGGUCCCCCCGUGUCUCCCCGAGCCCUGCCGUGUCCCCCCGGUGUCCCCGCCGCCUCCAGCACCGCCCUCCCGCAUCCCCCGGUGCCACCGCUGCCCUCCCCGCGUGCCCCCCCGUGCCACCCGAGCCCCGGUGCCUCGCCAUGUCCCCCGGCCUGCGCCUGCCCGCCCGGGUCGCCCUGCUGCCCCGCUCCCCGCCCGAGCCGGGGGUCCCCCGGCCUCCCCCGGUGCCCCCCGCUGCCUCUCCGCCGCCCCGCACCGCCCGGGACCCCCCGGAGCCCUCUCGGCCCCGGGGCCUGGCGGAGAUGCCGGGGCCGAGCUCCGCCGCCUUCAUCUUCGAGCUGCUGUGCCGGGGAGGGGUGCGGAAGCUGCACGAGAUGCAGGUCCACGGCCUGUCCCGGUUCGGCCCGGUGUGGCGGGCCCGCUUCGGCCCGGUGCUCACGGUUCACGUGGCCGAGCCCGCGCUCGUGGCCCAGGUGCUGCGGCAGGAGGGCCCCGAGCCCCGGCGCGCCCUCAGCUGCCCCUGGAAGCAGCACCGGGACCUGCGGGGGGUCCCGGGGGGGCUCCUGACCCUGGAGGGCGAGGCGUGGCGGGGGUCGCGGCGGGUGCUGGCGCGGGGGCUGCUCCGCCCGGGGGCCGCCGAGGCCUUCGCGGGCCCGGUGGCCGCGGCCGUGGCCGAGCUGGUGGCGCGGCUGCAGCGGCUGCGGCGGCGACACCCGCGGGGCAUCGUCCGCGACAUCGGCACCGAGUUCAACCGCUUCGGCCUCGAGGCCAUCUCCUGGGUGCUGUUCUCCUCCCGCCUGGGCUGCCUGGGGGACACUGGGGACACCGGGGACGCCCCUGCGGCCACCGAGGCCGUGCUCCGGAGCGUGGGGACGGUGCUGGCGCUGACGCUGGUGACAAUGGCGCUGCCACGUCCCCUCCUGCGCCUCGUCCCCGCGCCCUGGGACGCCUUCUGCCACGCCUGGGACCAGCUCUUCGCCUUCGCCAAGGGACACGUGGACCGGCGUGUGGCCGAGGUGGCAGCGCGGGGGCCGCUGGCCGAGGGGGACACGUGUGUCACCGACCUGCUGGCCCGGGAGCACGUCCCUGUCGCCAGCAUCUACGGGAACGUCACCGAGCUGCUGCUGGCCGGGGUGGACACGGUGGCCAGCACGCUGGCCUGGAGCCUGUACGAGCUGGCACAGAACCCGGGGGCACAGGCGGCCCUGCACCGCCAGCUGGUGGCUGCCACCGCCACCAGCGGGGCCACCAGCGGUGACAGUGCCACCACCGACGGUGCCACCGCUGCUGCCACCGCCGCUGCGCUGGGACGGCUGCCACUGCUGCGUGCUGUGGUGAAGGAGACCCUGAGGCUGUACCCCGUCAUCCCGGCCAACGCCCGCGUCAUCCCCGAGUGCGACAUCCGCGUCGGCGACUACCUGGUGCCACGCCAGACCCUCAUCACCCUGUGCCAUUACGCCACGUCCCGUGACAGCCGCUUCUUCCCGGCGCCCAACGCCUUCCGCCCGGAGCGCUGGCUGCGCCACAGGGACACCGGGAACACUGCUGGGGACACUGGGGAAACCGCUGGGGACACCGCUGGGGACACCCCCGGGGACCCCCCCGGCCCCAGGCACCCCUUUGCCUCUCUGCCCUUCGGCCUCGGCCCGCGCAGCUGCGUCGGGCGCCGCCUGGCCGAGCUGCAGCUGCACAUGGCGCUGGCACAGAUCCUGCUGCGCUUUGAGGUGCGGCCGGAGCCCGGGGGGGGCCGCGUGCGCCCCAUGACCCGCACCCUGCUGGCCCCCGGCGCCCCCAUCAGCCUGCGCUUCCUGGAGCGGUGACAGCGGGGACAUGGGGACAUGGUGGGGACAUGGGGACACCAGAGACUCUGGAGACAAGGGGACUGGGGACACCCAGGACACUGGGGACACCAGAGGUGCUGGAGCUACAUGGGGACACCAGGGACACUGAGGACACUACAGACACUGGAGACAUGAGGACACUGGGGACACCAGAGAUUCCAGAGACAAGGAGACACUGGGAACACCAGGAACACCAGGGACACUGAGGACAGUGAGGACACCAGAGACUCUGGAGACAAGGGGACACUGGUGACAUUGGGGACAGUGCAGAGACCUUGACCGCAGUGGUGACUUCACCACCAGGAAUGGCACUGACCCCAGGGGUGGCCUUGACACUGCAGUGUCCCCAGUGUCAUCGCAGCCCUGGACCUCGUGGUGGCCCUGACCCUGUGGGUGACUCCAGCACUGUGGUGACCCCAGCCCAGAGGUGGCCCUGACCCCUCGGUGACAUUGGCCGUGGUGGCAGUAGCCCCCACCCCAUGGCGCUCCAGUAGUGUCACACGCCCUGUGCUGGCCUUGUCCCCAUGGUGUCCCCAACCCUGUGGGAGCCUCAGCCUGGGUGGUGGCCGUGACUCCCUGGAGGUGGCCUUGUCCCCACGGUGUCCCCAUCCCUGCAGUGUCCCCCGGGGGGGGGUUGGGGUUUAUUUAUUUGCCAAUAAAGCGAUUUUGGG
Molecule: messenger RNA, 2952 nt
Organism: Pyrgilauda ruficollis (rufous-necked snowfinch)
Lineage: Eukaryota; Metazoa; Chordata; Aves; Passeriformes; Passeridae
Product: 25-hydroxyvitamin D-1 alpha hydroxylase, mitochondrial
Exons: 9
Coding region: 581-2260 (559 amino acids)
Biological process (GO): cellular response to peptide hormone stimulus; cholesterol metabolic process; glucocorticoid biosynthetic process
Cellular component (GO): mitochondrial inner membrane
Molecular function (GO): heme binding; oxidoreductase activity, acting on paired donors, with incorporation or reduction of molecular oxygen; monooxygenase activity
Source: RefSeq, a predicted model, not a curated record